Messenger RNA from Leishmania braziliensis MHOM/BR/75/M2904, 2265 nucleotides. RefSeq lists its product as hypothetical. The record is from RefSeq and is a predicted model, not a curated record. NCBI's taxonomy places the organism in Eukaryota, Euglenozoa, Kinetoplastea, Trypanosomatida, Trypanosomatidae. The transcript has a single exon. Bases 1 to 2265 code for a protein of 754 amino acids.
AUGGCAUCGCCGCAGUACUCCACUCCGUAUUCAGUGCUGAGCUACCCAACCUACACCCCUCUCUCUGUGGCACCUCUCAAGGGGGAUGAAUCACCAGCGGGUGACGAUGUCUCGCUAGUUCAUGCUGCUGUGACGGCGGACGUGGCCCAUCAGCACAUUAACCCAACGCCUGCGCUUCAACAGCUGUACACGCCAUCGACAGCGGCUAACAACGGGACCAGGUGUCCUGCACCAGUCGUCGGGACAGCCUCUCAAGUGCAGUCCGGUAAGCUGUUCUCUGCUGCACCCCACCUCACUCGUGUUAACGCCCCGCUCUAUGCCCCAUCUGGAACAGUGAGGGUGGAGCCAAUGCUGUACGGUGGUGCUCCACCGCCGAUGUCCGCCGCGCAGCCGUACUACAACGACAUUGCUGGCAUCCAAGAUCGGUCCACAGUGCCCUUGACGCGCCAAUCCCCUUCUCGCUCCCACGCCCCUGCGCUGGUGGGGGGCGGAAUUGAGGUGGAGGUCCAGUCCGACGUGGUCUCUAUCUCGCAGGCCGCACCAAACUUGUGCGCUUUUCAGAAAGAAUGUUACUCUCUUCUGUCGAUGUUGAAUGCUUCCUCUCUCCCGCGGCGGAUGGCACCGUCACCGAGCACCGCAGUCAACCCUCCUCAUCCCCCGCUUUCAGUUGUCACGGACGCUGAGGCCACCUGCGCCGUGACGGGCGCCGUUCGCCGGGAAAGGCAGCCAGUGAUCAUCCCGUUAGCUCACGCAUCGGCAUCAACCUUAUCUUCCGCGAAAGUCUCGUCACCAUCGCCUUCUCUGGCAGGAGAGAGGGUAGAAAUGAAGGCCUCUACAGAGGACCCUGCGCACUCAGCAACGUACGUGCAGCUGAUGCAGGAGAUGGACGAUCUCGCCAGCUUGUUGGAGGGGGAAGGUGAGCUGCCGGGGCAGCGAUGUGCGGCAUCUCGGCAACAUAGUGUGUCUGGCACCACUCCAGCGAAGGGGGCUAGGGGUGACUACGUUGCUUCCAUGACUCCAGUGCCGUCUGCGAGGCCGGCAAACUCGCCGACAGACACCCCUGAGAAGCAGUGCCAACCGGCGCCUGAUACUCACCAGUGCGACCGAUCAAGACCACCGUCGUUGCCGCCUCUUUCACCGAGCAGGGGAGAGCUGGUGAACGCCCCUACGAGACCCUUUUGGUCGACCCAGCUGCUGAAGUGGAUUGCCUACCUUGUGGAACAGCGGCAGAGCGCGCUGCAACGCAUCCAGGCUUUUGAGGACGCUCGCGCACCUAGUCGACGGGGGGCCAGUGUCAGCGCCGUAGCAGACAAAUCAGCCACUACCUUAUCGCCCUCACCGAUCCGGGUGACGGAGGAGGUGCUACGAUUGCUGCGCUCCCUCGACCCGGCGACCGGUGACGUGGACACGUGGACGGCUAUCCAGCAGCGACACAUGUGCACGCGCAUGGCUAAUCUUCUGGCGGAGAUGACAGCGACGGAGGAAAAGGCAAUGGCCGAUGUUCUGAACGACGCUGCAGCAGGCGCCACGCUGGAACAGGAGAGCACCGUCAAAAAGCUGCCCACCGCGAUUGAAGCAACAUCAUCACCGGCGAGUGCUGUCUCGGAGGCAUAUCGGCAGGACAUGAUGGUAACCCUUUCGCUUCUUGAACAAAUCUCACAAGAGAACAAGGCGCUGAAGCUUCGUGUGGAGGAGGUGGAAACCCAAGCCACAAAGGUGCGCGAGGAGAUGGAGCGCGAAAAGGCCGCAAAAGAGGAACUCGGGAAGUACUUCGAUCGACUCGCCGCAGAUAAUAGCAGGCUUACAGCAGAACUGAGUGAGAUGGAGGCCAAGCUUCGGAAAACAGAGGAGGUGGCCAAAUCAGUGUCGCAGGAAGAGGUAUUGCGCAACCAACUAGACCGUCAGACACUUCACUUGCGCGAUGUGCGCGCCGAGCUGGACGACGUGAAGGACGAUAGCGACGCGCUGCGGCGCACUAUUCUGCAGCUUCGAGAUGCGCUAGUGCGACACCGAGCUGUUAUUGAUCUGCUGACGCGCCGCCGGCGUGAGCGAGAGCACGCUGCUGCUGGGGUGGCGAGGCGAUCCGGCAGCCGUCGCGCUCUCAGUCCGGGGAUUGAAAGUCCUUUCACGCAACUGAUUGAGGAUGUUCUCUCCGGUGCCUGCGACCCACCGUCGUUCUCAUCGUCCACCGCACCACCCGAGAUGAACCAUUCAUCCGACAAUGACGCUGGUGGGGACUCGGAUGGGCACACAUCCCUUCGGUGA